AUGUCUGAAUCCGCAUCCGCGCUUCUCAGCUCUUUCUCUCUAUCGCUGCUCUUAUCAGGGUUGCUAGCGAUGGGCUUGCUGUCAUGGGUUCGUCCGAGCGCUCGGAUCUCCUUCUAUCACGCCAAAAAUAAUCAGCUGCGGUUGACCAAGACUGGCAAGGAUGGCUUGAAAGGCCAAAUCACUCUGGAGGAGAUCUGUCGCUCGGCCACUCCUGAGACAUGUCGUCUCAACCCCUUCCUCUUCAACGGACAUCUGCAGACCGCCUACACGGUCUUCAAACAAGACAAUGCGCCGGUCUACUACAAGCGCAAAAUGUUCGACUCGGAUAGUGAAGCCUUCGCGGGCCAGUAUGCCAUAGAUUUCGCCGUCAAGCCCUAUGACAUGCCGCCCGAGGGCGAAUUGACCGAUCAAGCGAGGAAAUACACCCAUCCAUCCGGGUUACCGCCAAGAACCUCGUUUCUCUCCGCAGAAGAGUUGUCCAGUUUGCCCUCUGAUGACACCAGGCCCAUGCUGGUACUGCUGCAUGGUCUAAGUGGGGGAUCACAUGAAAUCUACCUGCGCCACGUUCUUGCACCCCUUAUCGCAGACGGCUCGUGGGAGGCAUGUGUGGUGAAUUCGCGUGGCUGCGCAAAGACAAAGAUCAACACCGGAGUGCUCUAUAAUGCUCGCGCCACAUGGGAUCUUCGCCAGUCUAUCAAGUGGUUGCGCAAGACUUUCCCGAACCGUCCGCUGUUCGCUAUUGGAUUUUCCUUGGGCGCGAACAUCUUGGCUAACUAUUUGGGAGAAGAAGGCGAUGCUUGUCAAGUCAAGGCAGCCGUGAUUUGCGCAAGUCCAUGGAACUUGGACGUCAGCUCUGUUGCUUUGCAGUCGACCAGGCUCGGUAGAGAGUAUAGCAAAUUCAUGGGAACAAGCAUGAAGAAACUCUUCGAACAAACCCCCCGUAUCGAUAUCGAUACUAUCAGGAGCAUAACUUACCUGCAUGAGUUCGAUCGUGCGCUGCAAUGUCCAACGUGGGGCUAUCCUUCUGAAGGUGCAUACUAUCGCGAUGCCGCGUCCACGGAUUCUAUGCUUGCUAUCCGUGUUCCAUUCCUCUGUCUACAGGCUGAGGACGAUCCAAUUGCCGCACGUGAGGCCCUGCCUUUCCAAGAAAUUACCCAAAACCCUUACGGUGUCAUGGUUACAACGUCAUGGGGCGGUCACCUGGGUUGGUUUGAAUUAGGAGGCGAUCGGUGGUUUGUCAAGCCAGUGAACAACUUCUUGAACAAGAUGGCCAAGGAAAUUGACACUGAUAUCCCAGGCGUGGUUGAACACCCCGAAAGACUACCCGGGAAUAUUGCUCACCACUCUGGUCCGGGUAAGGACUCGGACAAGGCACCAAAACCGGAUUAUAACCCCAUGCGCCGUAAGCUUGACAUUGGGCUUCCUCUUUAA
Molecule: messenger RNA, 1431 nt
Organism: Penicillium chermesinum
Lineage: Eukaryota; Fungi; Ascomycota; Eurotiomycetes; Eurotiales; Aspergillaceae
Product: putative hydrolase, alpha/beta fold family
Exons: 6
Coding region: 1-1431 (476 amino acids)
Biological process (GO): medium-chain fatty acid biosynthetic process; medium-chain fatty acid catabolic process
Molecular function (GO): acetylesterase activity; monoacylglycerol lipase activity
Source: RefSeq, a predicted model, not a curated record